AUGGCGGAGUCGGGCUCGGCGGAGGCUAAGACCCAACCUCAUGCCAACCUCGAUGGCCUCGGCAUCUUCUGGAUCGUGUUUGCCCUCUCCUGGACCUUGAUCGUCGCAGGCGGCAUGAUCUUUCUAUGGCGUUGUCGCGACAUGCCUAUACUGAGGAUUCGAGGUCUACCGCUGUCAUUCCUUGCCAUCACAUUGCUCCAUCUCUACUGGGGCGCCGUCCAGACCGGGUAUGUCUAUUUCCGUCUCACUACACCCGAGGUAGAGUACUGGAUCAUGAGCAUUUACCUCCCCUGCGGCAUCGCUCUAUUCCACGCCUCCAACAGCCGAUUUCUCCAUGUCGCCAAAGCCCAGAAGGAACUCUUCGCCUCGGACGCUGCUUCGAUUAAUAGCGAGCGUGCCGAGGCUAAGUCCCUCGUCGGCCGCUUUCGAUCUCUCAACUACACCAGAAAGAUCCUGAUCCUUGUGGGCGUGGGCAUGAGCUGUCAGUUCUUUCUUACAGUCUUCAUGUACCUUAUUUCGAGAAAGUUCCAUCCCUCCUUCGGCAUCCCGGGCACCGAGGUUACGGGAACCGAAGACUUUCAGAAGUCUCAAAUGGGCAGGGGCUGGGAAUGGUGGCCAUCUGUCUUUUGGCAGUUCUUCUGGGCAUGGAUUGUCGCUCCCUACAUUCUCUGGCACGCUCGUGGAAUCAAUGAUACACUAGGAUGGAGGACACAAACUAUUGCUUGCUGUCUUUUGAGUCUUCAUGCUACCCCUAUGUGGCUUAUUGCUUUAUAUAUCCCUGCCAUGUCGGUAGUUAACAAAGUCUGGGUUCCUCCUCAAUGGAUUGCCAUCUCGAUUAUGAUGCUUGAGAUCUUUACUAUCUUCUUUCCUUGCUGGGAAGUCUUUAGACACCAGACUCUACGCCAAGAGACCCUCGACUCUAUCAAUCAAUGGCAACUUAAUAAGAGUGUUGGCAAGACCUCGGGGUCUAUUCCCACAGGCUCCACGAAGGUGGCUGGCUCAUCACUGACUGUAUGGUCUAAGGGUGACUCUAUCGAGAGCAGUGUUGGCGAGAGUAUCCUCACCAUGGAAGCUCUCGAGUGCGUCCUUGAGCGAAAUCCCGAGCCUCUUCAGAAGUUCUCUGCCCUCCGAGAUUUUUCUGGAGAAAACAUUGCCUUCCUGAGAGCCGUCGCUGAGUGGCAGUCUUCGCUUCCUCUUGUGGUUCUCGACCCGGAGAAGAUCAAGGAUGACGUGGCCCAGGAACUUGUCUGCGAACGAUUCAACAGCGCUCUCAGAAUCUACAUCAACUUCAUCAGCUCCCACCAUGCCAAGUUCCAAAUCAACCUUUCCUCACAAGAUCUCAAGAGGCUCGCGUCUGUUUUCGAGCCGUCCGCCCGCAUUCUCUAUGGCGAGAAGCACGAGAUUGAUCCCGCUACGCCCUUCGACUCCUUUGAAAUGACCAGCAAGGCCAAGUCGUCUUCUGGGUCAUGUCACGGCUCCGAGACCGGCAUCAUGACCGGAUCGAUCAACGAGACGGAAGCCAUUGGAGACAAGGCCCUCUACUGGGGUGACAUCCCUGAUGGCUUCGAUGCCACCAUUUUUCAUGACGCUGAAUCAAGCAUCAAGUAUCUUGUUUUCACCAAUACCUGGCCAAAGUUUGUUAAAGAUCGACAAUCCUCGAUCAACUCAAACGGUAACCUUGAGGCAGGAAAUGCCAUUCCCGCUACCCGUUGAGCGUGGUUAUGAGUUAGGGAGGUAGGGUCAUUUAGGCCUUCUGGGACGGAUCUUGACGCUUUUAUGUAUGAAUGCAGCUAAACUGAUGAAUCGAUACGCAUUUCUCUCGCCG
Molecule: messenger RNA, 1825 nt
Organism: Ilyonectria robusta
Lineage: Eukaryota; Fungi; Ascomycota; Sordariomycetes; Hypocreales; Nectriaceae
Exons: 5
Coding region: 1-1713 (570 amino acids)
Source: RefSeq, a predicted model, not a curated record